Humulus lupulus (European hop) is the source of this 708-nucleotide messenger RNA. RefSeq lists its product as uncharacterized. The coding region runs from base 119 to 514 and encodes 131 amino acids. Gene Ontology annotation, biological process: maturation of SSU-rRNA from tricistronic rRNA transcript (SSU-rRNA, 5.8S rRNA, LSU-rRNA). The record is from RefSeq and is a predicted model, not a curated record. Gene Ontology annotation, cellular component: nucleus. NCBI's taxonomy places the organism in Eukaryota, Viridiplantae, Streptophyta, Magnoliopsida, Rosales, Cannabaceae. The transcript has 3 exons.
UUAAUAAACCUUUUUUUUUCCUUAUUUAAUUUGCAAACCCCACCCAAAACUUUCCACCUCUCUCUCUCUUGCUCUUCCAUUGAGAGAGGGAGAGAGAGAGUAUAUUAGUGGGUUUUCCAUGGAAGGAGGAGGUAGUGAUAAUUAUUGGCUUCAAAAGUCCGACCAUGGCGAUGACGUGGCUGCCGCCGGCCAUAAGAAUAGUCGCCUCCGGGAUGGUAUCGCGGCGGUCCUUUUGCGGUGGAAUGGCCUGCAAAUGGCGGUGAACAACCACUGGGGCGGUCCCAAUUCUCUUCAGAAAUCCCACAAACUAGCUUCUGAUAUCUUCUCUUGCUUCUCUCAGGCCAAAGCGCUGCUGUACGUUGAAGAUGUAGAAAAUCUGCUUCACGAGAGCUUGCUUCUGUCUUUUAACACAGAUAUAGAAGAUGGCAGCAUCGAAGAGGUUGCAGAACAGUUGAUGGUUUUACAUGAAGAAUGUUCUCAUCAAUCGUUUAUGCAGGAAAGUCGAUCAAAAUAGUUAAUGGAUAUACUAGGAUAAAUUCAAUAGCGAAUAUUAUUAUUACUAGAAAAACAAAAUUAAGCAUUCUCUCAAAGUACAAACUAAUUAACUAGCAGAGUUCAUAUAUAUAUAUAUAUAUUAGAUACAAGCAACUUAGAAGGCAUGUUAUUUGAUUAGUUUAUUUAUAGAAUUGUUCAAUUAUAUUUAUUAAA